Messenger RNA from Oncorhynchus masou masou (cherry salmon), 3205 nucleotides. Its product is annotated as GATA-binding factor 2-like. Gene Ontology annotation, cellular component: nucleus. The coding region runs from base 1388 to 2665 and encodes 425 amino acids. Gene Ontology annotation, molecular function: DNA-binding transcription factor activity, RNA polymerase II-specific; RNA polymerase II cis-regulatory region sequence-specific DNA binding; zinc ion binding. Gene Ontology annotation, biological process: negative regulation of transcription by RNA polymerase II; positive regulation of transcription by RNA polymerase II; cell fate commitment. The record is from RefSeq and is a predicted model, not a curated record. NCBI's taxonomy places the organism in Eukaryota, Metazoa, Chordata, Actinopteri, Salmoniformes, Salmonidae. The transcript is spliced from 6 exons.
AAGCAGCUCGCUGACAGAGUGCCACCAGCCACAUCCCUCGCCACCGCUCUCCACCACUCUCCUUUCCUCACACAAACCCAGCUGUCCACAGUCAGGACCACCUCAUCCUCUCGCUCUCAUCUUCAAUGUUUCUCCCUUUCGUUGAGUGAGCCAUGAGGCUGAAAAUGAUCUCUACGACUUUGGAUUUUGUGCUUCAUUCAUCAAUCAACACUGUAUAUUUCCUCAGUAUUGUUUGAAUUUGAAUAUUGUGUAUUUGAAUGCUCUCUUUCACCAUUAUAGGAACAGGGACUAUACAGCAGUUGUUCAGGUAAAGUCUGUUCUUCUGCAAAAAAGACAGUUACAGGCAGUGAGCUACAGUAGGACGUGUUUCUUGUGCAAUUAAAAGGUUCACUUCUCUCUAACUCUCUCCUAAUUUCCCUGAAAACUGUAAAUGAACAAAGGAGGAGGAAAGUGGAGGAUGCUUUGACUACCAAAUGACUGUGACAGAGUGAGGCCUGUCUGAAGCCUACCUGUGUCCAGACCAUAUCUCUCCAUGAUUGCAGCACCUCUCCCGAUUUGCAUUACUGUCCUCCACUCUAAGCUGUGCUGAACCACAGAGAAAUGUAUUCUUUGCAUUUUUCAUUUGCUUUGUUUAAAUGCCCGCCUCUCCUUUUUCCAUGUGUAUCUGGUCUUAUCUGCAUUGUAUGCAUAUCCAUCAACAGACAAAAACAGUCCCUGCUGUAAGCUGGCUGCAUGACUCAAUAAAUAUUGUAAUUCAGGAGAAAAUACUGAGAAGAGAUUCCAAAGUGCAAAAGUCUAAUGGAGGCAGUGAAAUGCUGACUUGGAUAUCUUACUAGUCUAAGAUAUUGGUCGAGAUAUAACUGAAACAAGUCACAUUAAUACACAUGUCAUUUUAAUACCCGUCAACUCCCCUUUUUUUAUACAACAGUUCCUUCACAUAAAUCGUAUACAAAUAAUGUUAAAACGUUCCUGUUCACCAUUCCUGUCAAUAACACAGAGGUAUAUAAUGAUUAUAAUGAGUUUCUGGGUAUAUUUACUGACAAUUUGUAGUUGUGACUGACUAUUGUGAGUCUACCCAAGCAGACAAAUUAGAUGUCUCUUGGUAUAGCAGGACCAGGAGGUGUGUCUUUCAAAAGAGUUCUUCCUAACCCCUCCCAUCGCUCCCUUUCUAACGUUAACCUCAGUCAUUUUUUCAAGGGGUACAAGACCUCGGUUAUUCUUCUGGCGAUUUGCCCACACAGACAUAGAUCCAGACACUGGAACCUCAGGGCGGUGUGUUCUCUCAAUCUCUCACCUAGCUGGGUAUCUUGUACUGCGGCCAUCCUCUACUCACCUUUGACAUCCACUCUUCACAACGACCUCAGAGUUAGUGGUUAUCUCUGUAAGAAUGGAGGAUUCCUCUGAACAGUCUCACUGGGUGUCUCCAGCUCUGCUCAGCUCUGAUCCCCUGGCCAGCUUCUCCUCAGAGCCUGGCUUACUACCUCCAGGAGAGGAGGGAGAGCCCUUCUUCUCCAACCCUGAGACUGACUACACCAGCCUUCCCUCCUACUUCUCCAACCCCAGCCACAGCAGGGCUCCAUCAGGCUACAGACAGAGCUCAGUUCGCCAGGUGUACUCCUCACCCUCUCUCCUUGGCAACCUUCAAUGGCUGGAUGGCCCUGGCAGCCACUCUCUGAGCUCUCCAUACAACCCAUCAUCCUCUACCUGGACCAGCAACCCUUUCACUAAGACUCCUCUGCACCCAUACACCCCAAACUCCCUUUAUGCCUCCAGCGCCACGUCCUCGUUCACCUCCAGAGAUGGGUACUCCUCUCCAGGUAGGGAUGGCAAGGAGAGUCCCAGGCUUCAGGAGGCCCUGAAGGCCGAGCGCUUGAGUCCUUUGGGUGGAGGUGGUGGAACCAGUUUUCUGAAUCUGACUUCUGCUGCUGGGAGUGUGUGCACACCAUCUCCCCACGCCCAUUCACACAUGCUGGGCCCCUACAGCUCGUACAUGACCUCUCCACAGGACUACACAAUGGCAGGCCUUUACUCCUCCCCAGGAGCAUGGAUGAGCCCCUCCUCCUACUCCCCCAAACUACGUAAUAAGAUGAGGCUGUCUCCACCAGAGGCCAGAGAGUGUGUCAACUGUGGAGCCACUGCCACCCCUCUAUGGCGUCGAGAUGGAACAGGACACUACCUGUGUAACGCCUGUGGGCUUUACCAUAAGAUGAAUGGCCAAAAUCGUCCCCUGAUCCGACCAAAGAAAAGACUGAUUGUCAGCAAGCGGGCUGGGACUCAAUGUGCCAACUGUCACACCAGCACCACCACGCUGUGGAGACGGAACGCCAGGGGUGAGCCUGUGUGCAACGCCUGUGGACUCUACUUCAAGCUGCACAACGUCAACAGACCCCUUACUAUGAAGAAAGAUGGUAUCCAAACACGAAACCGUAAAGCGUCCAACAAGAACAAGAAGGGCAAGAAGAGCGCCAUGUUGGAGCAGUACCCUGACCUUUCACAGGGUCUCCCCCUCGAUGACCACGGAGGCCCCUACUCGCUGGGUCCAGGGUCACAGCUCUCCUACAGCCACACCCCUCACUUCCUCUCCCCACCCUCCGGCCUGCACCCGUCUGUCAGCCUGUCUUACACCCAUCACCCAAACACUGGCAUGGUGCCCACACUGGUGUGAAACAGACCUAGACACAUUCAGACCCAUAAAGGCAACAUACAGCAUAUACAGUACAGACACAAACUCACCUACUGAGGAAUAGCUUCUUUGUAGCAAUGGAUGCCUUGUACAUAAAUGCAUUUAGACUUUUUUCCUUCCUAUUUUAUGUGUGAAGUUGAUCUUGUCUUAACACUGGACAUAAUACUGCACAUUUUUACAAGAUCAAAAAAUAAAAACUUUUAUGGAAGGAUUUGAUUGUAUUUUGUUAAAGGCAUAUUCUAUUUUUAUGAAAACUAAAACUUUAAAAGUAAAGUUUAAACUUCCCACUGUAAUCAUUGAUACGGGUAACACUGGUAUAAACUUGUAGCUAGCUGUAUUUCGUAAAUACGUACUGAAUUGUGUGGACUAAAGUUGCCAUAUCCCUUUUCAAAUGUUUAUGAUUUUAGUUGAAGGUGAAAGGGCAUUAAAAUGUGAAUUUUUUGUAUUUGCUACAUUUCUAUAUUUGUAAUUUCUUACAAGCUCCUCAUAAACAAUAAAACAUGAAUGGUAAAAUUAAGAAAA